This is a messenger RNA of Bursaphelenchus okinawaensis, 3361 nucleotides long. The record is from the annotation of a GenBank genome assembly. Lineage: Eukaryota; Metazoa; Nematoda; Chromadorea; Rhabditida; Aphelenchoididae.
AUGACAUGCUAUUUGUCAUCAUCGGAAGAGGUGCCAGAUAGUGGUUGGCCAUCACCUCAAGCCACUACACGUGGUGAGGUUUGGCCACACCCCCAGAAAGCUGAAUAUGGGAAAGAAAAUCGAACGAUUAGACGAGGCUCCAUCAUGAUAUCAUGGCAGGGCAUUCGAGAUGUGGAUUGUGACAUUUUGGAGUUUGUUAAGAGGACUUAUCGUAGGUUUUGGUCGUCUUUUAGGCUUAAAAUUUAUUUUUAAAACUUUUUGAAAAACAACAGGUUUACUGUAGAAUACGAACUUUCUUUAUCAUUUUAAAUAUAGGAUAAGAAAUAAAAUUUAUGUUUGGAUCAAAAUUGGUAGAUUACCUUAAACAAUAUUGCUUUCAGAAAAAGACUGGUUCUUCCCAAAUCGUGGUCCAGCAGCCAGUCCAGGCGGGCUAAAGUUGAUCAUUCGAAGUGAUGCCAAAUGCCCAGAAAAGGACGAGUAUCCUCAACAAGGAAUGAAUGAAGAAUGUAAGUCAUUUCUGUUUUUUAGAAAUUUUAAAAUAUUAGGUUGUUCAAAUAAUUCUGUCUUUUACCUCAAAACAAAUUUUCGAGUUUAGGGAGCACAGAAUUAUUUGGACAACCUAAUAGAUUCUAAUUACGGACUUGGUUUGGGGUCUCGUUCCCACAUGUUCCGGCUUUGCCCUUUCUAAAUUUGAUUCGGUCCGGGCAAGACCGCACUGUUUUUAUUGGACCUAUUGUCAGAUAUAGCCCUGGUUCUUAUUAUAAGCUAAGAGGUCAGAAUUCAAAGUUUUAGAUUACCUACGUGUCCCAGUAGCCGGUGACGCUGUUUUGGAAGCCGAUGAAGUUUGGGGAAUAUUGAGAGGCCUCGAAAGCUUUAGUCAACUUAUAUUUCAAACUAGAGGAGCAGUAAGUGUACUUUUACUAUGUUUAUGACAAAGUCAGACAAUUUAAAGUAUUGUACUUUGAAACUACUGUAUUACAAACCUCUAUAUAGCGAUAAAUUUUUGAAUGUUUGACCGAUUCGUUAUGCAGCAGUUACACCGUACUUUGAAAGAUGAAAAGCAAAAUUUCAGUACUUUGUACGGACGGCAAUCAUUCACGACUGGCCUGAAUACACUGUACGAGGUAUUAUGAUUGACACAUCGCGACAUUACAUACCAAAAAAGAUCAUAUUAAGGCAGCUUGUAAGUUUGAUAAUAUGUUUAUUUUCAAGCGUAUUUUACUCACAGUAAAAAAGUGUUAUGAAGUAAACUAGGGUAGGGUAAGGUAGGGUAUUUAAAAACACUGGUCAACAUAAAGGUCUUGCUGUUAAUCUUGCUUUGAAUGGGAGACUACUGUAUAGUCUUGAUGUUAGGUAUGAAUUUGAGCUACUACGUUUACUAAAGAGUGUAAUAUUAUAGCAAAUUGAAUGAAAAACUGUACAAUAAUGGCUUUUAGGACAUAAUGGCUCAAAACAAGUUCAACUUGCUACACUGGCACAUCGUGGACUCACAAUCGUUUCCUUAUGUGUCCAAGAAGUACCCUCAUCUUUCUGAACGUGUAGGUCUUAUAAACUCAUAAACUUGAUAGAAUUGGACGUAUUUUACAAAAAGUUAACUUAAUUUUAUCUUUUUACUUAAAAUUCAUUAUAUAAUAAUAUAGUAUUAUCUCAAAGUGAAGUGUUAUAUUAUGCUACAGUAUUACUAAAAAUCUUUAUGUUAUAGUAGUGUAUUACCUAAAAUUCUAGCUUUAUAUGAUGGUAAGUGCCUUUAUUAUAUACUUAAUCUUUUAUUAUACAUUAUGAUAUUACCUAAACUUUCAGUCCGCCUACUCCCCCUCCCACGUCUACAACAAAAACACGGUGCAAGAGAUUCUGGAUCAUGCUAAAAUGCGUGGAAUCCGAGUCAUGGUUGAGUUCGACACUCCAGGCCAUAUGGCUAGUUGGAAAGGGGAGUUGGGUCUACUAACCGAAUGUCAUGACACUAAUGGGCACAGUGUAAUGUCAAAUAUUAUUGACCCAACAUUGGAAAGGAACUACGCAUUCUUGAGGAACUUUUACGAUGAGAUUCUGAGUGUUUUCCCAGAAAAGUUUAUCCAUCUAGGUGGGGACGAGGUUGGAUUCUGGAAGAGUUGUUGGUUAACCAAUCCUAAAAUACGGGAUUUUAUGUUGCACAAGGGGUUUGAUGAAAAUACGACAAUGUUGGAGAACUAUUACUAUGAUCGGUGGGUUUUUAGUGGUUUUGGUGAUCAUUUUAAAUUUAAUAAUUCUAAGUAGUACACUAAUAUUGACCAUACUUAAUAUUGACUAUGCAUUAUAUUAAUUUGUUCAAAUAAUUCGGUGCCCCUAUCAAAGCAAUUUUUUGGGGUUAGGGGCACAGAAUUAUUUGAACAACCUAAUAGUAAUAUUGACCUUAUUUGACUUUUGAAAUCUCAGUUUUCAUUUUUGGAAAAAAAAGUAAAAAUUUUGAAAUUUAUACUUCAAAUUUUAGCUUACAAGACCUAGUGACAGAUAUCAUAGGAGUGGACAAAGAUGCUCGUAUGAUCUUUUGGGAAGACGUGUUUCAAUACAAUAAUCCGGUAAGUCAACAGGGUCAAAUAGGUAGUGUAGAAUUCAAAAAACAACAGAGAGUAAGGAGACAAAAAUUGUGGCUACUGCAGUUAACUUUAUAGUAUUGCUUUAUCUUAUAGUAAAUGAUGAACAUUUCAUUUCCAGUUCCCCAAAGCAGUGGCACAUAUUUGGUAUUCAGCGUCAGAGAAAGCUCGGAAUGAUGCAUUACAUCGCUACACAGCAGCCGGACAUGAAGUGAUAUUGUCAUCUUGUUGGCAAUUAAACUAUGUGAACUAUGGAUCUGAUUGGAAGGAUGAAGGUAGUAAAUCUGGUCAAUUUUACUACUGUGAUCCACGAGGAUUUAGUGGAAGUGAAGAACAAAAGAAGCUAGUGUUAGGAGGUAUUGUAGGCUUGUGGGGAGAGUUCAUCGACGGCACUAAUAUUGAAUCGGUAUUGUGGUACGUUUAACCAUUUAUUUUUAAGUUUACCCUACUCUACGUUACCCUACCCUAUCCUACCCCACCGUGCCCUGCCCUCCCCUACCUUACUCUACCUUACCCUACUUUACCUUUCCCUACUCUGCCUUACUUUACCCUACCGUGCCCUACCCUACCCUACCUUAUCUUACCCAUUAUAAUUCAAUAACUCUUAAAGGCCCCGAGCAUCAGCAGUAGCAGAACGCUUAUGGAGUAAUCCAAAGCAAACUACAGACGCUGAUCGAGCCUGGCCACGACUUCACGAACAUCGUUGUCGUCUUGUAGCACGAGGCUACCGUGCUUCACCUAUUAAUGGUCCUGACUUUUGUAUCAAUGAGUACGAUGAUCCAACAGCCUAA